Tyto alba (common barn owl) is the source of this 1569-nucleotide messenger RNA. It is a transcript of the gene RIT1, whose product is annotated as Ras like without CAAX 1. Gene Ontology annotation, cellular component: plasma membrane. The coding region runs from base 73 to 723 and encodes 216 amino acids. NCBI's taxonomy places the organism in Eukaryota, Metazoa, Chordata, Aves, Strigiformes, Tytonidae. The transcript has 6 exons. Gene Ontology annotation, biological process: Ras protein signal transduction. The record is from RefSeq and is a predicted model, not a curated record. Gene Ontology annotation, molecular function: GTP binding; calmodulin binding; GDP binding.
CGGAGCAAGCGCCGCCAUUUUGGUGGCCGGCGCGGAGAAGCCCGGCACGGCGGCUUCUUCGACUCGGAGAAGAUGGAUUCUGGAGCCCGGCCGGGCGGCGGCAUCGCUGCGGGGCAGUCCCGCGAGUACAAGCUGGUGAUGCUGGGCGCCGGGGGCGUCGGCAAGAGCGCCAUGACCAUGCAGUUCAUCAGUCACCGGUUUCCAGAGGAUCAUGAUCCCACAAUUGAGGAUGCUUAUAAAAUACGAAUACGCAUUGAUGACGAACCUGCCAAUCUGGAUAUUUUGGAUACAGCAGGACAGGCAGAAUUUACGGCCAUGAGAGACCAGUACAUGAGGGCUGGCGAGGGAUUUAUCAUCUGUUAUUCAAUCACAGACCGGCGCAGUUUCCAUGAAGUACGUGAGUUCAAACAGCUCAUCUAUCGUGUUCGACGCACUGAUGACACUCCUGUGGUCCUAGUGGGAAAUAAAUCUGAUCUUACACAACUGCGGCAGGUCUCCAAAGAAGAAGGCUCUGCUUUAGCACGAGAAUUCAACUGCCCUUUUUUUGAAACUUCAGCUGCAUACCGUUAUUACAUUGAUGAUGUAUUUCAUGCUCUUGUGCGAGAAAUCCGCAGGAAAGAAAAAGAAGCAGUAAUGGCAAUGGAAAAAAAAUCAAAACCAAAAAGCAGUGUGUGGAAAAGGCUGAAGUCACCCUUUAGAAGGAAGAAGGAUUCAGUCACUUGAACAGAGAGAAUUCCUCUGCAAAAUAAAACCUGUGAACAGCUAUUUGUAACCAAAGCAGUUUAGUUGACAACAUUUUGACAGCAUGUUUUGAACCUGAUGGGACUUUUAUGAGGGAAUGCAUAACUUUUACCAAUUGUUUUUGUUUAGAGUGAUAUUCCCUUAAUUUUGGAUAUUUAACUUAAGACACAGUAACAGUUGUACUUUCGUUUGUUCUCAUUUUUUAACUGGAUCCAGCAAAUGUUGCUUGUAUGUCAUUGGUUACAAGUGCUGAUAGGUUUAUGUCCCUGCACUUUUGAAUGUUUGUCUUCGGUCACUGUGUACUGGAAGCUAAAUUGUGUAAAAUAUUGCUGAAGUUCUACCCACCCUAACUUAAUGUUUUUUCCUAGUUGUUUGCACAAGAAAAUUUUGCUGCUCUCCGGAACAGUAACCCACAUCAUUAAAGGUGGCUUGUCAAGGUCGUGCUGAAAAGUAGUUUACAAAGUAUAUGUCAUGACUAACAGCCUUGGCUGUGUAUAGAUGUCAUUGAACAGAGCUGUGCUAGAGUUCUUGUGUUCUCAUUGAAUAGACUUUUUCCAGGAGAAGCAAUGUGGAACAUUUGUACAAAUUUAUGUAAAUUAUCAUUUAAUCAGCAGUGUUGUAGGUGGGAUUCUAAACAAGUCAGAAAAAGCAAAUUAUGGUUCCUAUGGCAGCUGUAACUUGGCAACAGUGCAUGAAUAUGUAGCAUUUUCCUACUGUAUAUAGCAUUUACUGUGUUGCCACAGCAUGUGUAAGGUAGCGAUGCUGUAGGUGCUGUAGAAACCACAGCUUUGAAUUUUCUGUCUUGCUUGUUAAAAAUCAUAGCUCUAA